AUGAAAGAACACACAGCUCAAACUCUUUUAUUUUCUAUUGGAUUAGCAGUUGUGUUUAUAGCGGCAGUGAUUGGGAUAUUCAUAAAUGUAGUGAGACAACCCUAUACUACUAAAAUAAAGAAUACAGAUCAAUGGAUUAUUCAUUCGGAUAUUUCUGUUAAUCAUUUAAUUUCUUUGAAUUUAAUGAUUAGAAAUUCAAAAAACAAAACAUUAAUGGCACUUGUAACAACAUCAAGUGAAUUACAGGAUAGUGGUGAUGAUUUUGAUGAAUUAAAAAUAGGAGAUGAAACAUUUGCAAUUUCUGAUAUUUGGAAAAUGUUUUUAAAUAAGAGAAAUACAUUCAUUUAUAAUAGACAAACAUAUAAUAUUAAUAAUACUUUAUUAUUAAGAGGAGACCAUAUGACUAAUGAUAAAGGACAAAGAUUUUCAUCUGAAGAUGGUAUACGUAUGAGAAAAUACAUGUUAGGAGAUUUUAUACACAAAGUUUUACAAAAUAGAACUGGAAAAUAUGAUCUUAAUUAUGAAUUUCAAGAUGAUUAUUUAGAAAAGUCAUAUCAGAUUAUUAAAUCUGCUUCUGAUACUAUUAACUUUCUGGUAUUAGGACCAGUUACUAAUUUAGCUAAAACUCUACAAUAUUGUAGAGAAAGGGAUGAAUAUAUAUUUGAUAAAAUUGGUAAAAUUGUUUUAUAUGGAGGAACAACAAAUCAAACAGAUUUUGAUGGAGAAUAUAAUAUGGGUUUUGAUGUUAAAUCUAGAGAUGUAAUAUUUUCAUAUGAUGAAUUGAGAAGUAAGAUUUAUCUAUUUCCUGUUAAUUAUGUGGCAAAAACACCAUUAAUGGAUGCCUCACUUGUUAAAUUUACCAGAUUAUUUGCAGAUGGAUGUGAAAAAAAGAUGGUAGCCAUUUCAAAACAACCAACUCUUAUUUAUGAUAUUAUUAGUUGGUGGUUAAAUUCAUAUAGUGCUCAAAAUAGUACUGCAGAAUUUACAGAUGAUUAUUUACAGCAUGAAAUUAUUUUCAAUAAUGAAGUUGUUUCAUCUUCCAGUUUAUGGUUGGUUGAUGUAAUUAAUACCUUUCAACAACAAUUCAUUGAUUGGAGUAAAACAACUCCUGGAUAUUUUAGACUCGUAACUGGAAAUUAUAUUACCAGAGUUAAUUUGAUUAGAAAGAUUGAUUGGUACAAAUAUUUCGGUUUCUUACUGCACAAAUGUGUGUAUGCUUAA
Molecule: messenger RNA, 1221 nt
Organism: Naegleria gruberi
Lineage: Eukaryota; Heterolobosea; Eutetramitea; Acrasida; Naegleriidae
Exons: 1
Coding region: 1-1221 (406 amino acids)
Molecular function (GO): hydrolase activity, hydrolyzing N-glycosyl compounds
Source: RefSeq, a predicted model, not a curated record